This is a messenger RNA of Drosophila serrata, 812 nucleotides long. RefSeq lists its product as uncharacterized. The record is from RefSeq and is a predicted model, not a curated record. Lineage: Eukaryota; Metazoa; Arthropoda; Insecta; Diptera; Drosophilidae.
UUACUCGGAGCCAUUAUCAUCAUCGUACGGACUAGGACUAGAAUUGGAAAUAGAAAGAAAAUGUCUGCUAUAUAUAAUUUUUUAGAAUUGCCCAUUCGAGGGAAUGGCAGGCAGCCAGUCCUGAGGAGCUGUUGCUCUAUCUGUAGCCUGAAAGCUGGCUGCCGAAUCAUAGCUCUCUUCGAAGCCCUAAUCAGUGGAAUACAAAUCUACUUGGCUCGCCAGGAGAUUGGGGAAGUUUCUUACACAUCCUCAAAGCUACAGAAGUCGAAAGAAUCAUAUUUGCCGCUCUUUGUGGACAAUCCUUAUUUUUCCAAUGCCCUCGACAGUUUGGUUCUACUAAAUUCUUUGAUACUCGUUAUGGGAGCCGAAUUGUCGAAUAUACCUUGCCUGAUCCUUUGGAUUUGCAUUACCAUUUUAUCCAAGUCAAUCGAUGUUACUAUACACUUGAUGCAGGGCAAUGAUCUCACAAGUGCCUUCUUUCUCUGCACUUCACUCAUUAUUAAACUCUAUUUUUGCGCUGUGGUUGCAUCUUUAAUUUUGCAAAUUAAGAACAAGUUUCGUUCAGGUUUCAUGGAAACAGAAGUUCUGUACACACAAGCCGAAGAUGUUUAAAGAGACGUGAAUAAUUUCUCACCCACAAAUAUAUAUACUUAUUUUUGGUAGAAACAAAAUGAAAAUUGCAACAGCUUACAAGCUAAGAUAAAAGGAUACAGACAUAAAUAUGUUAAAGGAGUAAAUAGAUUUCAUGCCUGGCCACUACAACCAAUUUUUGAGCUAAAUAUAUAUAUGUAUGCAGAGAUUUGCUACUUGAA